AUGCUCUAUUGGCGAGGUCUUUCUCAUAUGUUGCAUAGAACUUAUAUCGAAUAUGCACAUUGGGUUCCUCGAAAAUUAUCUAUUGUUUUAAUUCUGAUUAUAGCAAGCAUUAUAUUGAUUACCAUAAAUGUUUCAGCGAAGCGAUACAACCACGAAUCGACCAAUGACGAUGAGCUACCCAAAAGUGCACUAUUGAAAGAAACUUUGAAUCCGCUACGCUCACUUCUCUCUCCCGAGCUUCAAUGGUGCUCUUCUAAUCCAUUCUUAGCUAAUUUUAAACCAAAGGUUGUCAUGGAAUUGGAGAAGAAAUGGCUAAAAUGGAGUCGAAAUCAAUUUUCAACUGCAUAUGAUGCUAUGAUUGAAUACAUUUUCGUAGCCCAGCAAGUUCGAGAUCAAAUUGCUAAAUUUGCUUAUCCAGUCUCAUUGCCAUUACCUUGUUUUUCUGAAGAUGGCCUAAAGCGCUAUGGUACUCGUGAUGAAACAGGGAAAAUACUUUGCGCCAUUGAUAAUCUCAAACAUGUCGAUAAAUGUGUUAUUUAUAGUUUAGGCUCAAACAAUCAGUUCGAUUUUGAAAGUGAUCUUUCUGCUCACACACAUUGUGAAAUUCAUACAUAUGACUGUACGAGCUUUCCACCGACCAAGCCGAUCGAACGCUUAUCAUUUCAUAAAGUAUGUCUUGGAAAACAACCACAGUUGCAAAGUCACAUAUUUCCGAAUGUUCAAUAUUAUCAUCACGUAGAACACAAAGCUUUUGACAAGAACUUCAAAAGUUUCCAAAAUAUACUCAAAGAAAAUAAUCAUACACAAGUACAUAUUUUAAAAAUGGAUAUCGAAGGAGGCGAGUACGCAGUAUUUGCAGAUCUAUUUGAACCAGUCAAUCAGAUCUAUAUGCCUUAUCAGAUAACGUUCGAAUCUCAUUGGUGGAAUAAAGAUAUUUCUCAUGCAAUAAUGCACCAACAAAUGUUUUCACAAUUCUGGAAGUUGGGCUAUAGAUUUUUACAACAUGAACCCAAUCCACAAAACAGAGCAUGUAUAGAAUGGACAUUGUUACGUGUUUUUUGUUAA
This is a messenger RNA of Rotaria socialis, 1065 nucleotides long. Lineage: Eukaryota; Metazoa; Rotifera; Eurotatoria; Philodinida; Philodinidae. The record is from the annotation of a GenBank genome assembly.